GACGUUUUACGGCAGGUUUCUUCAGUACUCUCUUCUUAACGAGCAUUGCUAGGACGAUAAUAUUAUGUCUCACAGCGUCAGAUAAUCACCAUUGAAGUGAGGUCCCGCUAUAAAUCCAGUAUUUUUAUUCACACAUCCGCAGUUUGGACAAAAAUGACCGAUUUGACAGAUUCUCUGGUGAAAGAGGGCUGGUACCUCAGUGAUGAAGGCAUCGCAGAGCUGAAAGGAUCUGCAGAGAAUGUAACACAUGCUGACAUUAUUCGUAUUGCACUUAAUAGUGAUCUUAGGCCUCUUGGGAGAAAAUUUCUACCGUCUGAUAUCAACAGUGGAAAGACUGAGAAGUUGGAGGGUCCAUGUGUCCUCCAGGUGCAGAAGGUGAGAAACAUUUCGGCUCCGAAAGACCACGAGGAGUCCCAGGGUGCACCGCGGAUGCUGCGCCUGCAGAUGACAGAUGGCCACACCACCUGUGUCGGCUUAGAGGUUAAACAUCUGUCCAAAAUCAGUCUUAACACGCCUCCUGGAACAAAAGUGAAACUGUUUGGUACGAUCCAGGUGAGAAAUGGGUUUUUGCUCCUGGAUGACUCAAACAUCAGCGUCCUCGGAGGUGAAGUCGAUCACAUGGUAGAAAAGUGGGCUCUGCAGAGGAGUCUGGCCAAACACAGCAGGAGUAACAUUGGAGCAGAAGGUGGACCUCCACCUUUUCUGCCAUUUGGUCAGAGGUGCGCGAGGCUGGAUGAUGUAGACAGCCGAGAACUGGACCAGAGGAAAACCCUUCAGACUCAACACGCUGUGAAGAACCCCGAAGGGAACGACGAGUUUGAAAAGCAGCGAACAGCAGCGAUCGCUGAAGUGGCCAAAACCAAGGAAGCCCCGCGCACAUUUGGUGGCGGAGGAAACGCGGGCAGUAAUUUAUCCAGCGCCGCUUCCUUUUCUCGAAGCAGAGACUCAUACCAGCAUCGCAGACGAGAAGACAGGCCUGAAAGAACAGAAAGCAGACAAGAUGGAAACUACCGAGAGCUGGUGGAUGAACGUGCUCUGAGAGACAUCAUGGAGAUGGGCUUUAACAGGGAGGCUGCUCGACAAGCUCUGAUGGAUAAUAAUAACAACCUUGAAGUGGCGCUAAACAGCCUACUGACAGGAUCUUCUGGCAGCAGACCUGGCUCGGCGUUAGCUGAAUCUAACAAGCCACAACCUAGAGCCAGAGGAAGAGGAAGAGGCAGGUUCAGAAACGAGGACGAUGAGGAUGGAGCAGGAGGACGACCAUCUGGACCAAGCACUCUGUUCGACUUCCUUGAGUCCAAGAUGGGAGUUUUCUCCAUUGAUGAGCCAAAGAACCAACCACCACAGAGGCAGCACGAGAACAAAGGAAAUGUCUUUAACUCAAACUAUCACACAAAAGACGCGUCUCAGGCCAAGUUCUCACAUAAUGACCACAGGCAACAAAGAACUGACAGACCACCUCGCUUUCACAAGGACACUGAUUUCCCCAAACCUGGCCAGGAGCCAGCCUCUAACUGUACAAGCUCCCUGACGCCUGUUCAUACCCAGCAGUGGAAGAGCCAAGAGAAAUGGCCCCGAGGCACAUCGGACCGAGUGCAAAACGACCGGAGAGAAACGAGRGACGAGCAGAUCAAUGCCUCUACCUUAAUGACUCCUCUCACACAUCCAAAAGAACCUCAGCAGCAGGUUGAAUUUAGUGGAUCUUACCAACAGAGGUCCCGGAAUGGAACUAUUGGUGGAAAUAUGUCUGGUCUGUCUCACAGGAGGGGGCCAAAAGAUAACGCACCUGCACCUAAACUGAGUAAUUCUACAGAAAGUGAAGCAGACGGAAGAGGACCGUACAAACGUACGGACAGAAACGGAGACGCCAGCAACGGCAGGAGAAAGGGGAAGACCGAGCGGCCCAGCUCGGAUCCCUUCGAUAGACAAAAGGACGGUGGGCCGUCAAACUUUAACCAGAGAGGAGGAAGCUCGGGGACUUCACAAGAUGUGGGAUUAUCGCAGGGCUCUCGGAUUACGCCGGGGGACCCUUCUCAUUUCCAAAACGGAGAGGUGGAAUUUAAAAGGACAGGUCCAAUCAAGCCUGCAAACUUCUCCGCUCCGCCAUACCGAGAGCAGCAACCCAAGAAGAACAACCCUAACAACCCKGGGUAUAAAAAACGGCCAGGGCAAAGCAAAGGUCCGGGCCCUCGAGGACCAGAGAAAGGUCAUUUCUGUGAACACGUCUGGAAACCUGGAGACCAGUGCCUGGCUCUGUACUGGGAGGACAACAAGUUCUACCAUGCCAGAAUAGAUGCUGUGCACCCAUCUGGCUCUACAGCUGUGGUUGUUUUCAGCGAUUAUGGAAACUGGGAAGAGGUUCUCCUGCAUAACAUCAAACCUGUUCCCGCUGAUAUGAUGGAGGAAGAUGAUGGCUACUAUGACAGUUCACUAGAGUUCCGSCGCGGUGGUGACGGACAGCCCAGACGAGCCAGACCCACUCAGCAGUAUUACCAGCCGCCCAGGGCGCGUGAUUGAUGGGUCUGUGUUUACACUGGCAGCAGUGUGCUUGUCCCUCAUCUCUACACUUUCUGCAACAAUCCAGAGUGCUUCCUGAGCUUUUAAGCGUCCACAUCAUCAGGACAUUACAGAACUCCUCAAAGGGCUCCAAGGGACAUGAUGCAAAAAAAAAAAAAAAAACUGACACAAGCUUCUGUUUAUUUUUGUCAAGACCAUAUCUACUGUAUAUGUUUUGAAGAUUUGUUAAAUGGGUGCAUAAAAAUAAACAACUAAUUAACUGUAUUUAGGAGGUUUGUUGGAAUAUUUCAGACUUGAGUGAUGAAAUAAACUAAUUGCAGGGCAGAAAUGA
This is a messenger RNA of Austrofundulus limnaeus, 2848 nucleotides long. It is a transcript of the gene tdrd3, whose product is annotated as tudor domain containing 3. Bases 154 to 2517 code for a protein of 787 amino acids. Gene Ontology annotation, cellular component: nucleus; cytoplasm. Gene Ontology annotation, biological process: mRNA processing. Gene Ontology annotation, molecular function: RNA binding; protein binding. NCBI's taxonomy places the organism in Eukaryota, Metazoa, Chordata, Actinopteri, Cyprinodontiformes, Rivulidae. The record is from RefSeq and is a predicted model, not a curated record. The transcript has 14 exons.